Molecule: messenger RNA, 904 nt
Organism: Saccostrea cuccullata (small rock oyster)
Lineage: Eukaryota; Metazoa; Mollusca; Bivalvia; Ostreida; Ostreidae
Exons: 3
Coding region: 1-720 (239 amino acids)
Source: RefSeq, a predicted model, not a curated record
AUGAGCUGCCCUACCCUGCCUCCUUCCAUUCCGCAUGGCCAUAUUUCAAGUUUUGUAUCCAGUACGUCAGCCGUGUAUGAGUGUGAUGGAGCUUAUUCUAUGGUCGGAAGUUCUGUAUCAACAUGCGAUUCUACAAACAAUUGGAUAGGCCCUGGGAAGUGUGAAUUGUCAUUCGUUGAUAAUGUCUGGUUUUGGCUUUUGAUCGGCCUUGGAGCUUUGUUGACCAUUGCAGGGAUAACUCUGCUCUGCGUUUAUUGCUAUCGUCGUUGUUUCAGAAUGAGGUCAAGAAGAACAAGGCCUAAUGAGGAGGAAAAUCAGAAGUCAAACAGAACACCCAGAACUCCCCGUGAAGAUCCCGGAUGUUUUGAACAUGGCGGCAAAUGUGACUUGUGCUGUGUAGAUUACUACGGAUGUUGCUCAUUACUAGGGUGUUGUGGAUACCAUGGUUGCUGUGCUUGUUUCUGUAGUUGCUGCAGGUGUUGCAGAGAACCAGAAGAAGGUCCGGGAAUUUCGAGCCUCCCCGUUUCCUUUUUUCGCAAAUGGAGGAGGAAAGCAAAAGGAGGGAAGAUAAAAACAACCAGACCUGUACUCGUUCUUCAAUAUGAAAAAGACAAAAAGAGAUCGGUCGUUAAAGCGUCGAAAUCGGCCAAAGUUCCGGUGAUUCCACUAUGGCUGCCCCACAAAAAUCAUGUCCGAGAUAUCAACACAAGCACGAGAUAACCAUUGGUUUAAAUUAUGAUUAAUUGAAGUUGAUUAACGAAUAUUUCAAAUACACUUUUAACAUUCUCCCGCCAUCUGCUUUAAUUUACGAGUGCGGGUUAUCUCAUUGUACUGAGAACAGUCAUUAAUAGGAUUCUUGAGAAACAGACGAUGGAUAUUUUUUUUUAUCCUCUGCCUAGCUAUU